This is a messenger RNA of Phymastichus coffea, 5361 nucleotides long. RefSeq names its product mothers against decapentaplegic homolog 4 (gene Med). The record is from RefSeq and is a predicted model, not a curated record. The transcript has 11 exons. Bases 342 to 2372 code for a protein of 676 amino acids. Gene Ontology annotation, molecular function: DNA-binding transcription factor activity, RNA polymerase II-specific; RNA polymerase II cis-regulatory region sequence-specific DNA binding; I-SMAD binding. NCBI's taxonomy places the organism in Eukaryota, Metazoa, Arthropoda, Insecta, Hymenoptera, Eulophidae. Gene Ontology annotation, biological process: anatomical structure morphogenesis; regulation of transcription by RNA polymerase II; BMP signaling pathway. Gene Ontology annotation, cellular component: heteromeric SMAD protein complex.
GCGGAGCCGUAAUGUUUUAGUGCCUGCACUGAUACCGUGGAGGAGGGUCUUCUCUCUCUCUCUCUCAAUUGCCUCCUCUCCGUAGCUCUUGUGUGCCGCAACAGCACGCGCGACAAUCAUAAUAUCGCCCAACUCUCGACAACGCGUACAUAAGCGCACUCCUAGAGAUUGCGAGAGAGAGAAAGAGAGAAAAAGAAAGAGAGUACGACAGAGAGCAUCGCUCAUUAUGGCGGAGGAGGCGACGCACUAGGAAGUACCUCGAGACGAGGAUUUUUUAAUCGUGUGAAAACAAGUGAAUAUAGUUUACAAUUGUUAGAGCAGUCGCCACGGCUUUCACCGAGAUGGUCGGCCUCGCGGGCGGGGGAGCACAUCUCUACCCCUCGCCCCCGAUGCAGCCGCCUAACCCGGAGCUGAGAGAGAUUCCUGGUAUACAAACUAAUGCACCAACAAGCGCAGAUGCUUGUCUAAGUAUAGUGCACUCAUUGAUGUGUCAUCGGCAAGGUGGAGAGAGCGAAGGCUUUAGCAAAAGAGCUAUUGAAUCUCUAGUAAAAAAGCUAAAGGAAAAGAGAGACGAACUGGAUAGUUUAAUCACUGCUAUAACAACAAAUGGAGCACAUCCAAGCAAGUGUGUAACCAUACAAAGGACACUAGAUGGCAGGUUACAAGUUGCUGGUCGCAAAGGUUUUCCUCAUGUCAUAUAUGCUAGGAUCUGGAGGUGGCCAGAUCUACACAAAAAUGAACUGAAACAUGUCAAAUAUUGCCAAUUUGCAUUUGAUCUCAAAUGUGACUCUGUUUGUGUGAAUCCCUAUCACUAUGAACGAGUUGUUUCUCCUGGAAUUGACCCGUUCUUUACAGACCUGUCGGGUUUGACGUUGCAAUCGGGUGUCGGAGUUGGUCCUGGUGGUCGUCUCGUCAAGGAUGAAUAUAGCGUUGGACCAGCACCUGGUGUCGGUACACCUGGCAACUCGAGUAUGGAUGUCGAUGCCGAGAUGAAUCAAACUGUACAGCAUCAUCCAACUCAACCGCCGCAACAACCACCGCCACAAUCUAAUGGACCCAACAAUGGCCCAACCAGUGGGCAAUCCCCACAGAGCAAUCAAGGACAACCCUUCUUACCAGGACUUCCACAACCUACGAGUGUAAACGGUGGCGAAGGUAUGUUCAACGGUACAAGCAGCCAACAAACUGGCAACAAACUCGAGGACAGUAGCCCCCGGCAGAGUUGGAUUCCCCAAGGCCAACACCCCCGUGGCCCUACAACCUUACAACAUUUAGGCAAUCAACAGCAACCGUUGAACUCGACGAGCGGCAGCAGUAGUGGUCAAAUACUAAAUCCCUCACCGGGCCAGACUGCCGACUCGUUCUAUAGCACGACAACGCCGCCGCAGGAUCUCAAUCACGCGCCGAAUUCCGUCGAUGCCCUCGCUGCUACUUUACCCGGUGGCAGUCAAAGCUCGCCGGUGUCACCUGUGCACCUGCAACAUCAGAAUGGUUUUACCGUGGCGACGGUCGCCAAUCCAUACAACACCGGUGCACCGCAGUGGAGUGGCAGUAACACGCUCACUUACACCCAGAGUAUGCAGCCUCCGGAACAUCGGCAUCUUCACCCGUCGUCGUAUUGGGGUAAUCCUGGAGGUGACGUAGCAGGUAGCGUUACUGGUGGUCUUCUGUCGAGCCAACCAGCGCCGGAAUACUGGUGUUCAGUCGCCUACUUCGAGCUGGACACACAAGUCGGCGAGACUUUCAAAGUCAGCAGCAGUUGUCGGAGCGUUACCAUCGACGGUUACGUCGAUCCUAGCGGUGGUAACAGAUUUUGCCUUGGUGCUCUCAGCAACGUUCAUCGUACCGAACAGAGCGAGAGAGCUCGACUUCACAUUGGUAAAGGUGUAGUGUUGGAUUUACGAGGCGAGGGUGACGUGUGGUUGCGAUGCCAGAGUGAACACAGCGUGUUCGUUCAGUCGUAUUAUCUUGACAGAGAAGCCGGUCGAGCGCCUGGUGAUGCAGUUCAUAAAAUCUAUCCGGCAGCUUACAUCAAGGUGUUUGAUUUGCGACAGUGUCAUAAGCAGAUGCGUGGCCAGGCGGCAACUGCGCAAGCCGCUGCUGCCGCGCAAGCUGCUGCUGUCGCUGGACAUCUCACGCAUGGGGCGCCAAUCACUAAGAGCCUUAGCGCAGCUGCCGGUAUUGGUGUUGAUGAUCUCCGUCGUCUCUGUAUCCUACGUUUAAGUUUUGUUAAAGGAUGGGGUCCUGAUUAUCCUCGAACAAGCAUCAAAGAAACUCCAUGUUGGAUCGAGGUGCAUCUACACAGAGCUUUACAACUCCUCGACGAAGUCUUGCAUACAAUGCCAAUUGACGGUCCACGAGGGAUAGAAUAGCCGUGUUGAACAGCUCGCUAAAACAAAAAAGCACCACUGUAUUAUUCUAUCAAUUUUUCCCUUUUUCUUAUGGGGAUGAACCGAGCGAAAGUAUGUGCCUACCCAAAAGAAAGAAAAAAACCGUAUGAAGAGAGAUGCUCUGGCAGUUUAAUGCAACUGAACUGAAGAUUAACGAAAAAUUUUGAAGAACAGAAAAUAUAAACGAAUCCAGUGAUUAGAAGUCGCAUGGUGCGUACAAAAAAGCGAAUACAUACGAUAUACUUGAGUAGAAGACAAAACAAAAAAAAAGUGGCAUGCUAAUCGUUGUUGUAUGCAGCUCAAACGAGUGUGUGUGUGUGUGUUUUCUUUUUUUUAUCUAGAAAAUGCGGUGUACAUUGUAAUAAUUAUAUUGUGAAGGAUAAUGUAGUUGUUUUUUUUUCUUUUAAGACCGACUAGGCAACGUAAAAAAAGGUCUUGACCUGCGCAGCUUUUUUCUACACGCAUUAAUUAAACUUGGAGGGAAAUGCUCACAAAUGGCGUGAAAUAAGGGGAGGUCGACGAUCGUGCGAAAGAGAAAGAGAAAAAAAGAAAGAAAUUUAGUGCUCUUUUCGCAACUCGUUAUGAUUUAUCAAGAAAAAAUUAUAAUUCUAUUUGGCAUUUAAUUUUCCCAAGUUUUCGGUGCUAAGAGUGUUAAUCAACGUAAGAUGAAACUUACUUUUAUAUAAGAUUGUUGAAAGAAAGAAAAUGUUGAAAAAAAUAUUUAUAUGAUAAAUGAAAAACAAAUUGAUGAAACGUUGAAUUUGAAUGUUAUGCGAUUGUCGGCCUCCUUGAAAAUUUUGUGUGUGAGGAUGAGGACAGGGGUCAUUAUAAUCGUGCUGUAGGUGAGAAUUUUUUUUCUCUAUUUGAGGUGGAACAAACUAACAACUUCUUUUUUUCCUAAUACUUGACUAAGUAUAUUAUUGUUUUCUCGUGCAAAUUGUGUCAAACUAGGUAUGUGUUUGUUCCUCCUCCGAUUGUUUUUUUUUUCAAUGUUACUUUAUCAUGUAGUACUUGUUGAAUACUUAUAUAUUUACUGUUUAACGAACAUUUUUUUAUUAUUACAUAUUAUUAUUAAGACGAAUUAUUCAUAUUACACCCUAUUUGGAAAACAAUAUGGUGAAAUGACAAAUGACGAAAAAUCGAAACAAAUUAUGUAGCGAAACAAAUCUUUUUUCCCCGAGUAAUAGUCAUAAUUAUUAUCGCCUCGGCUUAGUUGAACAUACUUACAAAAAAAGCAAUCAUAGCAUAAGGAGAUACAUAUAUAUCGCAUUACCUGUAAAUGGACUUAUUAUUCAUAAACUUGCAUAGAUGCCUAUUAAGUAGUUGAAACCAGUCGUCAACUAAAAAGUUUUACAACUGUUUAUCGAUUUAUAUUAUGCUGAUUUUCAGUUUUUUUUUCAAUAAUGGGCAGUACUCCGAUUUGUUUAAGUUUUAAAGCAUUGAGGGUAGUUUAUGCCGCAGUAAUUAGCAUUGUUCGAGUUUUACUAUCAAUAUAGUUAUACAUAUACGUUUCAUACUGAUAUGAAAAAAUGUGAAAAAUUGCAUCAUUAUUGUGUAUUCAUUACGUGGGAAAGUGCAUAUUACAAAUGUUUCAAGUAUAAAUUUACUGUAGCAUUGGAAUCGUAAAAUACAGUUAGCAGUCGUUUACUCGACCACUCAACUACUGUUAAAGCAAUUUUUAUAAACUUUUUUAUUAUAAGUAGUUGAACUCUCGAGUAAAUCACUCGUCUGUUUUUCAAAAACGAUCCGUAUAUUUAUCUAUUUUGCUAAGUACUAUAUAGCAUAGUCCGUAAGAAUAUAGUAAGCAGAAAAUACCUAAUAAUACACGGCCACUACAACUUAUAUGUAAUUAAUAUGCAAUUUCGUGUGAUUGUUUCUUCUCCGACAAUCUAGUUCGCCAGCCAAUAAAAGUUUUAUUUUGAUUUUUUUUUGAUUUUUUUCGAUGCCAAUUGGUCAUCAUACAAGCUUCUCGUAAAAUUAUUUGAAAAUAGUGAAUGAAAGUGCUAAUUAUUUCCCUUCAUAUAAAACACGUAAACGUGACAAAGUGAUGAUUUUUUAGUUUCUAACAAGUGGCACUGUGAUGAUAUAUAAAAAACGACGAUGUAGUGCAAAAAUCGCCGAUAGUAGAACCUCAAUUAUACGCGGCCUGCAUUAUAUAUAAAUAGCUGUGUGUACCAAUGCCUUUUUUAUGUUUGAAAGAAAUAAUAACUAUAAUAAAAAUAAUCACUCACUGCCCAAGAGAUGAUGAUGAUGAAUAAUGAAGCAAAAAACAAUAGAGGCGUGGCAUACAGACAGAGAUCGGAGGCAAAAGACUCCAAUAUGAAAAAAAAAAUUAAAUGAAUAAUAAACGUAUGUGCCAUCUUUUAAUACUAAUUAAAAUAGCAAAUGGAGAGUAUAGUAAGAUUUUUUACGAUAUAAUAAAUCAUGUAUUUUUCAUGCGCGACCUGGCACACACAGAACCGUACGAUACACACAAUUUUGUAAUCGCUUACAUAAAUACAUAGACAUUACGAGGCAGUCUAUAAAAUUACGCGUGUGACACGUGGGAGGCACGCACAAACAUUAUUUCAUUGACAAUCAAAUCUUUUUCGUUUCUUUAUCUAUUUUUUUUGUUUGCAUUCGAUAGACUUAUAUUAAUUUUGACUGCCGCGUGUGCACACGUUCAGGUGUAUAUAGACGAUUAUUUAUAUGGCCCGAAAAUGUAGGAGAGAGAGAAAGAGAGAAAGAGAGAAGCGUAUGCGGCUCGACAAAUGAAAUCAAGUACAACGUUCAUGCUAUGCGCCUGUGUAUGAAACGGAGAGAGCGAAAAAAAUUAAUUAGCGAGUUAUAUAACGACGUACCUUAAAAUCUUUAAACAUAUACAAGUAUACAAAUAUAUAUAUACAUAUAUGUAUGUAUAUAUGUAUAUGUAUAUAUAAAUAUAUAUUAUAUAUAUGAGGGGAUAAACGAAGUUAUACACGCAUAUAUCAUA